UGAGCCCCCCUGCUCCGGGCGCGCUGUGGUUCGUCCCAGCCGUCCCUGGAGGGACGGGGAAGAGGGACGGGGACGGCUGAGGGGGCGAGAUCGGGGAGACCCCCGAGCGGGGCUGAGGGGGCACCAGGAGGAGACCCUCGCCAUCGGGGGGCUGCGAGGGGCGUCAGGAGCAGGGGAGACCCCCGCGGUGGGGUUUUGCAUGGGGCWCCCCUUGGAGCGGGGUGAAGGGUUCGUAGGGGGUCGUGGCCCGGGCUCGCACACACACACACACCUGGGGCAGGUGGGUGUCAGGAGAGAGGAGAAGCUGAAAGGCUCAGGGCUUGAGUAACUUGGGGUCUCCAAAAUCCAGAGAGGGAACAGUGAGGAGCUCUGGCCGCUCCUCCCCAGGUGUGUGCCGGGAUGAGCUCYCCCGACGGGGCCAGCAGAGCGUUCCCCCUCCAUGUCCUGGUCUGGAAUAACGACUACAAGCGGCUGGACGAGGCGCUCCAGGACCAGGAUGUUGACCAGCGGGAUCCAAGGGGCCGGACCUUGCUGCACUUGGCCGUUUCCUUGGGUUACUUAGAAUCUGCCAAGGUCCUCCUGCAGCACAAGGCAGAUGUGACCAAGGAGAACGCGCAGGGAUGGACGGUUUUGCACGAGGCUGUCAGCACAGGGGAUCCAGAGAUGGUCCAGUUGAUCCUGCAGCAUCGGGACUACCAGCAGACCUCCAUGACCCUUGGAGGAGUUCCUGAGUUACUCCAGAAAAUUAAUGAGACUCCUGACUUUUAUGUGGAAAUGAAAUGGGAGUUCACAAGCUGGGUGCCCCUGGUUUCCAGGAUGUGCCCGAGUGACGUGUGCCGCAUCUGGAAGAGCCGGGCCAAGCUGCGCGUUGACAUCACCUUGCUGGGCUUUGAGAACUUGAGCUGUGAGAGGGGCAGGAGAACUGUCAUCUUCAAAGGAGAAGACUCUGGUGGCUGGGCAGAGUUCAUCGAGAUCAAUCACGAUGACAAGUUUGUCACGACAGAGAGGUUUGAGAUCUCCCAGCACAUGAAACGUUUGACGUUGGGAUCGAUGACUCCCAAGAAGAAGGAUGUGGAAAGACGCCUUACAUCUCCAAUCAUCAGCACGUGCCUUGAUACCAAAAACAUUGCUUUUGAAAGAUCCAUGUCUGGAUUCUGGGUGUGGAAGACAGAAAGAUCAGAAGGUGUCAAUGGUUAUGAAGCCAAGGUCUACAUGGCAAACAAUGUGAACGUGAUCACACGAAUCAGAACAGAACAUUUAACAGAAGAGGAGAAGAGGAGAUAUAAAGCUGACAGGAGCCCUCUGGAAUCAUUCCUGGGGACAGUGGAGGAUGAAUGUGGUGCUGAGACAUCCAGGACAACAGAGUAUGCUGCAGCCAACAAUCCCACUGCUAUUACUCUGGAGGAAUACUUCGACCCAGAAUUUGAUUUGCAAGGCAGAGACAUAGGAAGACCAAAGGAAGUCACCACUAGAACACAGAAAUUUAAAGCAGCCUUGUGGAUGAGCGAAGAGUUCCCCUUGUCUCUUGUGGAACAAGUCACUCCAAUCGUUGACCUGAUGGCCAGAACUAGUGCUCAUUUUGCAAGACUUAGGGAUUUCAUCACUCUGGAUUUUCCACCAGGAUUUCCUGUCAAAAUUGAAAUUCCCCUGUUUCACGUGCUGAAUGCCCGAAUUACUUUUGAAAAUGUCAACAGCUGCAGGACAGCUGAGAGCACCUCCUCUGAAGGUGCACAGAGUGAUGCAGGUGCUGAUUUYGAGGUGGACCAGUCAGUGUUUGAGAUCCCCAAAUCUUACCACGUCCAGGAUGUUGGCAGGAACAUCCACGUGCAGGAUGAGGAUAAUGAGAUCAUGCAGUUUGCCAUCCAGCAGAGCUUGUUGGAAUCUGGUGGAAAUAAAGAAUUGGGGGUGCAUUCCAACGGAGCAGUUGGAUAUUCCCAGGACUUCAAUUUACAGUAUCAGAAGGCACUGCAGGAGAGCUUUCUGACGAGAGCAGGGAACUCCCACAGCAGCAGCCCCAUUGAAACUUCCAGCUUUGAGAAGGACUUGCAGCUUGCCAUGGAAUUAUCUGUCCGGGAGCAGGAGGAACAGGAGAAGCAGCGCCAGGAGAAGGAAGAUGCAGAGCUCCAGCAAGUUUUACGGCUCUCUCUGGUGGAAAAAUAGCUCCUCAGUGACCUCCUGAAGUAGGGAUGACCAAAUCUGUGUAAAACUGGAGGUUUUCAGGGCUGUCAGUCUGAAGACCACUCCUGGAUUKCUUAAGGAAACAUUUUACCUGCCUUCUAAGUUGGCAUCAGCUGCAAAAGCCUGAUUUCUUUUUGUUUGGGGGAGUUCCAGAUCACAGGACUCCACAUCUGGCUCCCCARCCAUGCAGUCUUAGCUUUGAAGGAAAUGUUUUUAUCUAAACUUAUUUAUUGAAGAGCAGAUGGAAAUUUUGCUUKGCAUCAGGACGUAGGAUUGCAGUAAAGCUUGAAGGCCUGAUUUUAUGGGGAGUUCAGGAGGGAAAUUUCAUUACUUACCAAAGAAAUACUCAUCUGCUUCAUUAUUUCUCAAUAAUUCAAAKCCAUUGCCUGUUUUUUCAGCUGUUUCAUGGGAGAACAUCUCCCUGCCUGUACACACACGGUAGUUCUUCAUGCUGACAGAUGUUUUCUGUUAGUUUUGGUUUUAGAUGUGGUUAUCUCUCCUCUAGUUACUGAGAUUUUUGGCUUAAGAGGGAUAAUUUUAUACUUGAACAGCUCAUCCAAGCUCCAGAUUAAACUAGUGCUUUCUGAAAAAGGACAAAACAAGUAGCCAGUAAAAUUUUAGAUGCUGAAAUGGGACCAUCUGUCCAGUACAGCAGCARUUUCUGCAGUGAUUCCAAACCAGCUCCUUCCUGUGGUCAGAGGGCAGCAAGAAAUUAAGGGAUAGAUACAGGUGCUUCUUUGGGAUCUCUUGGUGUGCAUGGCUGAGUGUGGGUGCUAAAUGCAACCAGGAAAAGAAUUCAGGUGAGAUUUCAGUGUAUCCUUAYUGGAAGAGAAGUUUUAAUUCUGCAAGGGAAACGUGUGUUGCUUUUUGAAACCCCGAUGCUUAUCCUUCAUGUGAAUACAUCUAUUUUUUUACCUGAAUAUUUUUAUUGAUUUUAAACCAAGCCACUAGGCCUACACUCAUCAAACCAGUCUUGUAACGAUUCCUAGGUCUGUUUUAACCAGCUUUCCUCAGGUUUUUGGCCAUACAGGAUCUUUGUAGCUCUUUUAUCUGCACUCCUGUCGGUGUUUACAGUACUCACACUGUGACUCUCAAGUGCACUCCACAAGUACACGAUGAACAGCCACAGGAAAGCCUUACAGUUGUUAAAUGUGAGCAAUAUCCCUCUGCUCUGGCUGGCAGGAGUGGAGGAACCUUUGGUACAGCUGCUCUGAGCUUGCUCCUAACACAGCUCCUGUUYCUCAGGCUAAACAGGGUAGUUCUGGGUGACCAACUAUGAAUUAACCAGUGUAAAAUCACCAUAAAAUGGACUUAAUCACUACCAGGGGGUUAGUUCAUAACUUGGAACCCUAUUUUAGACAAAUAAUUMAUUGUUUUACAUAGGAAAUGAUUACGGUUCUUUCACUGUACACUAGGACUGCCCUCUCCACACUGGUUUUGUUCCUUGAGACAGUUUGCACCCCUAAAAACAACUUCCUGGGUGCAGCAGGAAUGGGGACUGCCCUGCWCAGGGGCAGUGGGCUGGCUUGGAAUGUCUUUUUUUUGAGAAGGGGAUGACUCUUAGAGUUGGGAAAAGGGAAUAGGCCUCGUGUUGAGCUCCUGACAGGGUGGGAGGUAGGAGAUGGAGCCGUGGGCAUUCCUCCAGUGGGAAUAAAGAGUGCUGUUGCCUUUACAAACCCGUCUGCCUGGCAUUGCCUGUCUUCUGCUAAGCAUUUCAAAGGUUACAAGUGGGGUAAAAAUAGCAUUUUUCAAGCUGACUUGUUCUGGUUUUAUAUUUAAACUAAAGAACAUUGAGCACUUUCAGUUGAAGUUUUGUUAUGCUCCUGCUUCUUAGUCUGGAACUGUAAAAUAAAUUGGAUUUGCUUUUGGGUUUUUUUUUUUUUUGCUUU
Malurus melanocephalus (red-backed fairy wren) is the source of this 4067-nucleotide messenger RNA. RefSeq names its product ankyrin repeat domain 13A (gene ANKRD13A). The record is from RefSeq and is a predicted model, not a curated record. Gene Ontology annotation, molecular function: protein binding. Gene Ontology annotation, cellular component: cytoplasm. NCBI's taxonomy places the organism in Eukaryota, Metazoa, Chordata, Aves, Passeriformes, Maluridae. The transcript has 15 exons. The coding region runs from base 400 to 2160 and encodes 586 amino acids.